AUGCUUACUCCCAUUCUCCCCCCUGGUAUCGACUCCAGCACCUUCCAAACAAUCUUGGCAGAAUUAAGCGACAUCGUUGGCAUCGACAACCUCUCCUCCGAUGCCACACCCGGCGCAUUAGAGGGCCCCGAUCAAAAAACCAUUUAUGGAGAUCCGUUUUCACUGCGCCCAAAUAACAGUCGCCAACCGAGCGGUGCAGUGCGACCCGGCUCGGUGGAGGAGAUUCAGACAAUAGUCCGACUAGCCAAUCGCUACAAGCUACCCUUGUGGACUGUGUCCCGCGGAAAAAAUUUAGGAUAUGGAGGAACAGCACCCGUGGUAUCCGGCUCUAUGGUACUCGAUCUUCAUCGAAUGAAUUCAAUCCUGGAGGUCAAUCAGGAGGCUGCUUAUGCUAUUGUGCAGCCGGGGGUGUCGUUCUUCGACCUAUUCAAUUAUAUACAUGAGAGAAAGAUAGACCUAUGGCCAUCUGUUCCGGCUAUUGGUUGGGGAUCGGUUGUAGGGAACACACUGGAACGUGGGUUUGGUUAUACGCCGAAUGGCGAACACAGCCAGAACCAGUGUGGAAUCGUUACCCAGAUUGGAAUCCAUCUCACACCCGCCCCAGAACACUACAUGUGGUGUGAUAUUAGCGUACAGAACGAAGCAGACCUCCCUUUCCUGGUGAAUACCUUGACCGAUCUGAUGCGUCGCAACAUUAUUCAAAACUCCCCAUCAAUCUCGAAUCUAUUCCGCCAGUGCAUACUUGACCCAAGUCCCACAUUGCAGAGCCUUAUAUCCCCGUGCUUUGGCAAAGGGUGUAUCCCAGAGACUACUUUGGCCCAAGGACAGGAGAUGAUGAAAUUCGGGUUCUGGAAAGCCUCCUUUUCUCUCUACGGACCCAAGUCCGUGGUUCAUGCAUCGUGGGAUGUGAUCACGGAAACAUUCUCCCAAUACGACGGCGUCCAGCUUAGAACGAAAGAAACGCACCGACUGGCCAGGAAGUAUGUGAGCGCCAUCGAUAUCGGCGCAGAGGAGAUUCCACACAGUGGUCUCCCGACUCUAAAUCCUUUGAAAAUGCUCUCAUAUCGUGGGCGUGGGGGUGGACACAUCUGCUUUUCACCUGUCUUCCCUCCUUCCGGUCACGAACUCUAUUCCUGGUAUCUGGGGGCUAAGAAGAAGACCAUAGACGCCCAGUUUGACUUUUUCGCCGACUUCCAUGUAUAUGGUCGCUACAUUAUUGGGAUUGAGUUGGUGGUUUACACUCCCGAGGAAGCGGCUCGAUGUGACCGGUUGUAUGAGUCGCUCCUGGAUGACACCACUCGGCAGGGGUUCACGGAGUAUCGAACUCAUGUUGAUUACAUGGAUUCUGUUGCUGGUCAUUUCACUUUUAACAACGGGGCACUUCGCGGAUGUCUGCAAGGGCUCAAGGAUCAUUUUGACCCCAAUGGUGUACUGUCCCCUGGAAAGUCGGGUAUCUGGAACUCGGAUGGUCAGCCAAGCGUUGUAGUUGGAGUGGUGAAGGGUGAUGUUGGAUACUGA
Messenger RNA from Penicillium waksmanii, 1518 nucleotides. Its product is annotated as FAD-binding oxidoreductase. The transcript is spliced from 3 exons. NCBI's taxonomy places the organism in Eukaryota, Fungi, Ascomycota, Eurotiomycetes, Eurotiales, Aspergillaceae. Gene Ontology annotation, molecular function: D-lactate dehydrogenase (cytochrome) activity; D-lactate dehydrogenase (NAD+) activity; FAD binding. Bases 1 to 1518 code for a protein of 505 amino acids. The record is from RefSeq and is a predicted model, not a curated record. Gene Ontology annotation, cellular component: mitochondrion. Gene Ontology annotation, biological process: lactate catabolic process.